Messenger RNA from Scophthalmus maximus (turbot), 576 nucleotides. RefSeq names its product S100 calcium binding protein A10a (gene s100a10a). Gene Ontology annotation, molecular function: calcium ion binding. Lineage: Eukaryota; Metazoa; Chordata; Actinopteri; Pleuronectiformes; Scophthalmidae. The coding region runs from base 179 to 481 and encodes 100 amino acids. The record is from RefSeq and is a predicted model, not a curated record. The transcript is spliced from 3 exons. Gene Ontology annotation, cellular component: cytoplasm.
AGUCCACUGUGUUGUCGCCACCCAUCACCGUCACAAUGGACCGAGUCCUUGUCUCAGCCUGACUCACAGCAGCCUGGGCGUGGCCAGACUAUAAAUUCCCUGCCUCACUCUUUUCCCAACUUCUCCAUACAUUCCCACCUCGUCUCUCCGCUGCACGUCUGAACCUACUCCCGCGACCAUGCCUUCAGAACUGGAAAACGCCAUGGAGUCACUCAUCAAGGUGUUCCACCGUUACGCCUCCGACGACGGCAAGAGCACCACGCUCAACCGGCGAGAGCUCAGAAGCCUGAUGGAGAACGAGCUGUCCAACUUCCUUCAGUCCCAGAAGGACCCCGCUGCCGUGGACAAGAUCAUGAAGGACCUGGACACCAACGGGGACGGCCAGGUGGACUUUGAGGAGUUUGUUUCUCUGGUAGUUGGACUUUCCAUUGCCUGUGAGCAGUGCUACAAGAUGCACAUAAGGAAGUCAGUAAAGCAUUAAAGGGAAAUCAGCAGCAGCGAGAAAAAGGAGAAGCCAAAAAGCAUUCGAAGUUUUGUAAAGAUUUUUGUCCAUUAAAUACAGUGAAGAAUUUCCAA